AAUGGGGUCGUAGUCCCCUAAUUUUUUUCACUACACAAUCUUUUAUCACCAUCGUCCAUCACCAGUACAAAACAAGAAAUAAAGCUUGAAGGGCUGAGGCCUAAAAAGCCUUUGCCUGUAAUUUUCACAUAACUGUACUAAAGAACCCUCGGUCAAAACAAUGAGUGUUGAACAAUUUGAAGCUCCGGAGACUUGCAUUUUCGACGAGAUGGAUGUGAUUGCUUUUCACACUGGCGACCCGAUGUGGUCCAGUCAAGAUCAGAAUGGAAUGGGGCAGUACACAAUGCAGCAGGUUAACAAUGAGAGUGUCCACGAUGAGGAGGCGACCAAUCCAUUGCCGGACACAGUUUCCGCCCCCAAUUUUCUCUGUAACAACUCUCAAUGCAGUGACAGUGAUUUGAACAACAUCACACCGAGUAUUGCACCUAUUAUGUUCCCUCGGAUGAAAACAGGCCCACCGACCAGGAGCUCCUACAAGGGCCCCUACGAAUUUGGCGUUAUGAUAAACGGGGCUCACACACAUAAGAAGAAAUUUCUGUGGUCCACAAAAUUGCAACGCAUGUACGUGGACGCGGAGUGCGACUUCCCCCUAAUAUUCAGCUGGAGUGCCGGGGCUCCGCAGCCGGCCUUCGUGCGCGCCGUCGUGGUCUUCAGGGACGAAGACCAGUCGCAGCACAGGGUCGAGACUUGCGUCAACCAUAAAAGUAUUCUCAUGACGAAGAAUUUACCCGAUUGUCAAUUAAGGAACGUACUCCACUCGUCCCGCGAGCCCGGCGCCGCCGACGUGCAGUACAGCGGCGGCGCGGACGAGUGGUACUCCACCGUAGUGAGGUUCGACAACGGACUCAGUACGACGCACGCUUACCGGUUCAUAUGCAAGAACUCCUGCACCGGCGGGAUCAAUAGACGAGCCAUUUCCAUUAUCUUCACUUUGGAAAAUUUGUCUGGCACGGUACUCGGGCGCGAGAAGAUGAGCGUGCGAGUGUGCGCGUGCCCGCGACGGGACAUGCGCGCGGAGGAGGGCGCCGCGCCCGCCCGGCGGCGCCCUGCGGACGCCCGCGCUGCGGAACACAAGCCCAAGAAGGUGAAGAUCGAGAUCACCGACACUGAUGAUGACAAGAUUGUGGUGCUGCCAGAGCUGAGAGUGAGAGGCAUCUCAACAGCCAUCACUACGUUAGAGAUGAUGAGGGAAUUCACCGUCCAACACAAAAGGCUGUCCACAGAUCUACGGGUGUUGGAUGAAGAUGCCAGUAUUAUAGCCGACUUAGACACUAAGUUAAACGAACUUAGAUCCAGUAAGUAGCCUUUCUUCGGUGCCAGUAUACUAUUAUUAUAUAUUUCUAGAGCAUAUGUUGUAUUUGAAACUUUCCCACAUGUAGUACUUAUAGGAGUAAAAUUUUAGGAUAGUAAAACAUUAUAUAAGUUUGCAUUAUGAUAAAAUGCUAGUCCUUAAUCUUCAAAUCAAUGUAUGCUCUGUGAAUCUUAACUCUAGUUUUUUUUGAUAGGAUUUUAUUUCUAUAUAGGUACUAAUUCAUAUAUUUUUAUUAUGAUAAAUUUUGUCAAAGACAAAGAAAACUAAAGUAAUGUCCAAAAAUAAUAGCUCUCUGCCCUGUUUCUCUUUGUUUGUCCCGUUUCGUUUCUUGUAUGAAUGAAAUGGGAGAUAUAUGUAGUUGUUUCUAUAGUUUUCUCAGUCUUCGAACGUCUCAAUAUUUUGUUAGUAGAUGGAUAAGGACAGAUAUAAAAUAUUAAGUACUUGACAUGUGUCGAAACAGAUUUCUGUGAGGGUUUUUCUUUUUUCUCAUUUAUCUUUGUGUCUGUCUAUAGAGUAGAAAAAGGAAUAUUAGCGAGCUAUAUUUUUGCCAUUGCAAUACCAAUAGAAUGGUCAAAAUUGUUUGAAAAACGCCCGGUGUUGCCAGCCGAAAAGUCACGUCCUCAUUUAUUUUCUACUCUUUAUACUGUCUGCACUCGUAUCGUUGCAACCCACCAAUCAAUAUAUUUUACAAAAUUUAAUUACAUUGCAUUUAUUAAUUUUUUACAAAAACUUAAUCUUUAGUUCUAAGUAGAAAUUUAAAAAAAUUGUUGCUAUGUAGAAAUAGCAUACACUAUAGAAAUAACAUAUAAAUUUUACUAUUUAGUGUUUAAGCAUUUGUUUACCACUGUUGAGUGCCCAUGUUUACGGAGAAGGCAAUGGCAAUCUCCAUUAAUAUUGUCAAGAGAGUCGAUGUGUGAGUUUCAUUCUACUUAACGACCACGACCUUCAGCCAUGAAGAAUGCAACUGUAAGGAGUUGGGUAAUAUAGUUUAGAUUUGUUUCAGUGAAUAUUUUAAUUUAAAAAUGUAAAUAUGCUACUUUUGAUGUGGCCGGUCGGCCGCAGUGAUUCGCGGAGCAGUUAAGCAACUUAAGCGAUGGUCUGCCAUGAGAUGGGUGACCAAAUUAUUGUCUCAUUCUUCCAUACUUCUGAAGAUAGGACAUUGGUGCCUGUUUAUUUUCAGUAACAGUUUACAGUCAAAAGCAACAAAUUCGCGUUUGGCGUUCGGCUCAACCUUAAACAACCAUAGAAAGAUAGAUAUAUAUUUGUGAGAAAAAUUUACUAUACUUAUAGGAUGAAGAUCUAUUUUUGUAGUAUUUUUAAAUAAUUAAAUAAUUGGCAUAUAAAAUGUCUUCCAAAUUUAAUUGGAUAAGUGUGUUUAAAAUUAUUAUGUUUAUUCGCACACGAGUGUUAAAUUAGGUUCUAUGAAAGUGAUUUUUGAAAAGUUUUAACAUUUUAUUUUCAUUUAAUUAUGUUAUCAUGACCUACCCUUUUAUAUAUUAUUGAUUAUAUAUAUAGGCAAAACUACUUACAUAUGAAUGUAAUUAUGUGCUGUAAUGGGUUUUGAGUUAUUCACACCGUGUUAAAGUCGUUUUGUCGUUUGUAUAGUGCGCAUGUAUUACACAGUUGUACCUGGGGUAAGACUGACCUACUACACUACAUACAUACCUACAUAUACAAUAUUCGCUGGCGUUUUGUCGUUUUGUUGAGGUCCAGAAUAUCUCACGGUUAAAAAAAUGGACAGUAAACGAAAAAUGUAGUUUUGAAUUUUACAUAUUUUUUAUUACCAGAGGUCAAUUUGAGUAGUGGACAUUCUAGACCUCAACCCGUUUUAGUAUUAGAGUAUGUGUUUUAUCUAUGUAAUAGUUUGCGGCAAGUCUCUUGAACGAAGAUGGACGUUUGCGCAUUUUUAUUUCUUUGGAAUAGAGUUCAAAAUAUCAGAACUUGACUUCUGCGAAUGCUCAAGCUGUUUGCCGCCAUCUAUAAUACUAUUGUAAUAGUAAAUACUAGCGAUGUGCCGCUGAGAAAUUCUCAGUUCUCGGAAAUUGCCUUCCUUGAGAAUUAUCACAGAUUUACAAGUGAAA
Plodia interpunctella (Indianmeal moth) is the source of this 3393-nucleotide messenger RNA. RefSeq names its product tumor protein 63 (gene p53). The transcript is spliced from 10 exons. NCBI's taxonomy places the organism in Eukaryota, Metazoa, Arthropoda, Insecta, Lepidoptera, Pyralidae. Gene Ontology annotation, cellular component: nucleus. The record is from RefSeq and is a predicted model, not a curated record. Bases 161 to 1303 code for a protein of 380 amino acids. Gene Ontology annotation, molecular function: RNA polymerase II cis-regulatory region sequence-specific DNA binding; DNA-binding transcription factor activity, RNA polymerase II-specific. Gene Ontology annotation, biological process: apoptotic process; regulation of transcription by RNA polymerase II.